AACAAGCGACUUUAGCUGCGCUCCUUUCCCAAACUUUCUUUGCUCAUUGGUGGCUCCAGCACUCUCUCUCGUACGCUUUCCCUUUUUGGUUCCAGGCCUCGAAAAUUCCUCAUGUUUCUCUUCUGGAUAUCAAAAUCCUAGAGAUGCUUCUCGGUUUCGGUUUCAGUUUCUUGCCUCUCCAGAUCUGAAGCAUUAUUCUAGUGUUGUUAGUUUCAAUUUGCUUGAGCUGGUGCUAAGAUGGAGGAACCCCUUGUACAUUCGGGCGAGGAUGCAGUGGAAAAGCCCCAAAUGUCAGAGAAUCAGGCCUCUGCUGGUUCAUCAGAAAGCGGAAAAAAGGUUUCGAAAGCUGUAAAACCUAGUGUUGCAUCUGCCUUAAAGGUCUCGGCCGCAACGGUUCCUGUUAGGAAGAGAUUGGAGUCCAAAGCGGGUCUGGACUCUACCUCGUCUGUGAUGAAACCGACUGUAAGUGCAUCAUUGAAAAGUUCAAAUGGGGUUCCGGCGGCAAGGCGAAACAGUACGGGAGGCUUGCCCGAGAGGCGGCAAAGCAAUGCUGGUUCGGUUGCGGGGAAAAACACUACUACUUCUGGUUCGGAAACGGUUAGGCGGUCUCUCCCGGAAGCUAGAAGGAGUUCAAUGCCUUCGCCUGUUACCAAAACUUCAACGAGAGCAAGUGUUCCGGAGACUAGAAAGUCCGUUCCUGUGUCACCAGUUGGUCGCAGCCUGAACACAUCAACUGGGUCCGAUGUUGGUAAGCGGGAAAUUGUGAGGAAGCCUUCAGUUAAGCCAGCAUCAUCAGCCACUUCUUCUUCUUCUUCUAGAAGGGUUACUUCUACUACGUUGGGCAGUAGUGGCAGCAGUGGGAUUAGGAAGACGGUUUCAAUGAUUUCUUCACCAUCAGCUCGGUCACCUUCAGUUUCCAGUGGAUUGAGAGCUGGGUCUUUGUCGUCAUCUCUAGAUAGGAGCUCGAGUUUAUCUGGACGGAGGAAAGCGGCAACUCCUGAAAGCCGAGAUUCUAGGUUCAUUGUCCUUCCACACGUGGAGAUUAAAGCUGGUGAUGAUGUGAGGUUGGAUCUUCGAGGUCAUAGAGUUCGCAGUCUCAAUGCUAGUGGCUUGAACUUGUCAGCAAAUUUAGAGUUUGUGUAUCUCAGAGACAAUCUCUUGUCUACAUUGGAAGGAGUUGAGAUACUGAAGCGGGUGAAGGUUCUUGAUUUGAGCUUCAAUGACUUUAAAGGGCCUGGAUUUGAACCUCUUGAGGAUUGCAAAUCUCUACAGCAACUCUACCUUGCUGGAAAUCAAAUCACAUCACUCGCAAGCCUCCCACAGCUUCCAAAUUUAGAGUUUCUUUCUGUUGCUCAAAAUAAGUUGAAGUCUCUUGCAAUGGCAAGCCAACCUCGACUACAGGUAUUAGCUGCCAGCAAAAACAAAAUUUCAACUCUCAAGGGUUUCCCACAUUUACCAGUUCUUGAGCAUUUAAGAGUGGAGGAGAAUCCUAUUCUUAAAAUGCCUCACUUAGAAGCAGCUUCCAUUUUGCUUGCUGGUCCUACCUUGAAAAAGUUCAAUGAUAGAGAUCUAUCCCGGGAUGAGCUAGCUUUAGCAAAGCGUUAUCCUGCGCAUACAGCUUUGUGCAUUAGAGAUGGUUGGGAGUUUUGCCGUCCAGAGCAUGCAGCAGAGUCAACUCUUCACUUUCUUGUUGAGCAAUGGAAGGAUCAUUUGCCUUCCGGGUACCUGCUCAAGGAAGCUUCUGUUGAUCAGCCUUUCGAAGAAGAUGCUUGCCGCUGUCACUUUACUUUUGUCCAAGAUAGCACAUUGAGCACUGACCCACACUUAGUCUUAAGCUAUCAAUGGUUUGUGGGAGAGAGAAUGCUUUCAGGUUUUUCUGCAAUUCCUGAUGCUACUGGAGAGGUUUACUGGCCAAAGCAAGAAGACAUUGGUAAAAUGUUGAAAGUGGAAUGUACUCCCCUACUCGGAGAAACAAAGUAUCCUUGUAUUUUUGCCCUAUCCUCACCAGUUUCACCAGGAACUGGAAUUCCAAAGGUUGUGAACCUUGAAGUACUUGGGGAAUUGGUGGAGGGAAAUACCAUUAGGGGUUAUGCUGAGGUUGCAUGGUGUGGUGGGACUCCAGGGAAAGGUGUUGCUAGUUGGUUAAGGAAAAAAUGGAACAGCAGCCCUGUGGUAAUUACUGGAGCAGAGGAUGAUGAGUAUCGCUUGUCUAUAGAUGACAUUGAUUCAAGAUUGGUUUUUAUGUAUACACCUGUAACAGAAGAAGGUGCCAAAGGAGAACCUCAAUAUAAAUACACAGAUUCUGUAAAAGCAGCUCCUCCAUCAGUCAGUAAUGUCCGAAUCAUUGGAGAUGCUGUCGAAGGAAAUACUGUCAAAGGAGUUGGUGAUUAUCUGGGAGGAAGAGAGGGUCCCAGCAAGUUUGAAUGGUUACGCGAGAACAAGGAUACAGGAGACUUUGUACGUGUGUCAUCUGGUACACUUGAGUAUACCUUGACAAAAGAAGAUGUUGGGCGAAUCUUGGCUUUUGUAUAUAUACCAACCAAUUUCGAAGGGCAGGAAGGAGAAUGCGUAUCAGUAGUGUCUCAUGUUGUGAAGCAAGCACCACCCAAGGUAACAAAUGUAAAGAUAAUUGGUGAAUUGAGGGAGAACAACAAGAUAACUGUAACUGGUAUUGUUACGGGAGGAACUGAGGGUUCUAGCAGAGUGCAGUGGUUUAAGAAAAGAUCAUCCAUAUUGGAUGGUGAGAGAGAUCUUGAAGCGUUGAGCGCAUCCAAGAUUGCCAAGGCAUUCCGCAUACCAUUAGGUGCUGUUGGCUAUCACAUUGUUGCCAAAUAUACUCCUAUGACUCCAGAUGGUGAACCUGGUGAACCAGCAUAUGCGAUAUCAGAUAGAGCAGUUGAAACUCUUCCCCCAAGUUUGAAUUUCUUAUCUAUUACUGGUGAUUACACUGAAGAUGGAAUGUUGACUGCAUCAUAUGGUUACAUAGGGGGUCAUGAGGGGAAAAGUAAAUACAAUUGGUAUCUUCAUGAGGUUGAAACUGACUCAGGUUCUCUUAUACCUGAGGUUUCAGGACUGCUUCAGUAUCGUAUUACCAAGGAUGCGAUUAAUAAAUACAUUUCCUUCCAAUGCACUCCAAUACGUGAUGAUGGGUUUGUUGGGGAGCCAAGAACUUGCAUGGGGCAGGAACGUGUUCGCCCAGGAAGCCCAAGGUUGCUUUCUUUACAAAUAGUUGGAAAUGCUAUUGAAGGAACCCCACUAAGCGUUGAAAAGAAAUAUUGGGGUGGUGAAGAGGGAGAUUCAGUGUUCCGCUGGUUCCGGACUAGUUCUGAUGGCAUACAGAGUGAAAUUAAGGGUGCAACUACUGCGUCAUACAAGCUCUCAGUUGAUGACAUUGGCUUCUUUAUUUCAGUUUCUUGUGAACCUGUAAGAAGUGACUGGGCUCGUGGUCCCAUUGUUCUUUCUGAACAAAUGGGACCUAUAAUACCAGGCCCCCCUACUUGUCAGUCUCUAGAAUUUCUCGGGUCAAUGAUAGAAGGGCAACGUGUGAGCUUUAUUGCCUCUUAUAGUGGAGGGGAGAGGGGAGAUUGCUUCCAUGAAUGGUUUAGAGUGGAAAGUUAUGGCGUACGGGAGAAAAUCAGUACUUUUGAUUUUGUGGAUUUGACUCUUGAGGAUGUGGGAAGAUCCAUUGAGCUUGUUUAUACUGCUGUGCGCCAAGAUGGAAUGAAAGGGAGCCCUAGGAGCAUAUUAUCUGACAUAAUUGCUCCAGCUGAUCCUAUCGGAGUGGACCUGGAAAUUCCUGAUUGCAUUGAGGACAAGGAGGUUAUCCCACAAAAAUCAUAUUUUGGUGGACAAGAAGGUGUUGGACAAUAUAUUUGGUAUAGAACAAAGAAUAAGCUGCAUAUAUCUGCACUAAUAGAUGUAUCUAGUGCUUGUGAAGACGCUGUGAUAUGUGGUAAAACAUUAACUUAUAUAACAUCACUUGAAGAUGUUGGGGCCUACUUGGCCUUAUAUUGGCUGCCUACUCGUGCUGAUGGCAAAUGCGGGAAGCCAUUGGUUGCAAUAUCUAACUCUCCAGUUGCCCCAGCUCUUCCAGUAGUUUCUAAUGUUCAUGUCAAGGAGUUGUCUUCGGGUACUUAUUCUGGAGAUGGUGAAUAUUUCGGUGGGCAUGAGGGAUCAAGCCUCUUCAGCUGGUAUAGAGAAACUAAUGAGGGCACUAUUAUUCUUAUCAAUGGAGCCAACUUGAGUACCUAUGAAGUUACUGAUUCAGAUUACAAUUGCCGGCUGUUGUUUGGAUACACUCCUGUCCGUUCAGAUUCAGUUGUUGGAGAACUCAGAUUAUCUGAGCCAACUGAUAUUGUUCUCCCAGAGCUUCUGAAAGUGGAGUUGCUUGCUCUCACUGGAAAGGCAGUUGAAGGUGAUAUACUCACUGCUGUUGAAGUAAUUCCAAAGAGUGAGACUCAGAAAUGCAUUUGGGGCAAGUACAAGAAAGAUGUCAGAUACCAAUGGUUCAUUUCAUCAGAAGUGGGAGAUAGAAAAUCCUAUGAACCAUUACCUACACAGUGUUCCUGCUCUUACAAGGUGAGACUUGAGGACAUUGGCCGAAGCCUGAGAUGUGAAUGCAUCGUGACUGAUGUGUUUGGAAGGUCGACUGAGCCAGUAUAUGCUGAGACUGCACCUGUAUUGCCAGGGAUUCCUAGAAUAGAUAAGUUGGAGAUUGAGGGGAGGGGCUUCCACACCAACUUAUAUGCUGUUCGUGGAAUUUAUACUGGAGGAAAAGAAGGCAAAAGUAAAAUUCAGUGGCUUAGAUCAAUGGUUGGAAGUCCUGAUCUGAUCUCUAUACAAGGAGAAAUAGGAAGGAUGUAUGAAGCUAAUGUUGAUGACGUGGGAUACAGGUUGGUGGCCAUUUAUACUCCUGUAAGAGAGGAUGGCAUUGAGGGGGAACCUGUUUCUGCAUCAACAGAGCCAAUUGCAGUUGAGCCUGAUGUUCUUAAAGAAGUGAAGCAGAAGAUUGAUGUUGGGUCUGUGAAGUUUGAGGCAUUGUGUGACAAGGAUCGAUCUUCUAAAAAGGUACCUUCAGUGGGGAGUCUCGAGAGGAGAGUCCUAGAAGUUAAUAGAAAAAGAGUCAAGGUUGUAAAGCCAGGGUCUAAAACUUCUUUCCCAACAACUGAAAUUCGUGGAAGUUAUGCACCUCCUUUCCAUGUGGAGCUUUUCCGAAGUGACCAACAUCGGCUUAGAAUUGUAGUGGACAGUAAUAAUGAAGUAGACUUGAUGGUGCAGUCCCGGCACCUCCGCGAUGUUAUAGUGCUUGUGAUCCGAGGCUUUGCUCAGAGAUUCAAUAGUACAUCUCUCAAUUCUCUCCUCAAAAUAGAAACAUAAUUAUAGUUAAGAAGUGUAAAGUGAAUCAUUGAAAAUAUAUAAAUCUAUAGGUUUUGAGACGUGCAUGUCAUCGUCCUUCUUUUUCUCUCUUCCAUUUUAGCAUCAUCAAUGCUUGUUUUCCUUCCAACAUUGUUACUUUUUCUUAUAAGAAGUGUUGUGCUGUGGUCAAUGGAUAGUUGUUCUCACAAUCAUUGUCUAUUACUGUUUCAAUUAUAUUAUUGUUAAGCUAU
Molecule: messenger RNA, 5606 nt
Organism: Juglans regia (Persian walnut)
Lineage: Eukaryota; Viridiplantae; Streptophyta; Magnoliopsida; Fagales; Juglandaceae
Product: 187-kDa microtubule-associated protein AIR9-like
Exons: 38
Coding region: 238-5376 (1712 amino acids)
Cellular component (GO): plasma membrane
Molecular function (GO): protein binding
Source: RefSeq, a predicted model, not a curated record